Molecule: messenger RNA, 657 nt
Organism: Trichomonas vaginalis G3
Lineage: Eukaryota; Parabasalia; Trichomonadida; Trichomonadidae
Product: repellent protein 1 family
Exons: 1
Coding region: 1-657 (218 amino acids)
Source: RefSeq, a predicted model, not a curated record
AUGAGUUCUUCAUCAAGCUCUCGCGAACCUUCACCAUCUAUGAAACAAACUUUACCAAACGAUUAUGGAGCACCUAUUGAAUAUUUCUUACGAGCUGCACAAUGGCAAAGAGCAGUCUCACCAAGGUUAGGUGUUCCACCAGCUCCUGUCAAAAAUAGCAUUUGGUCAAGUCCUUAUAUAAAAUAUGGUCUCCCACUAGGUUUGCUAGCUACAGCAGGAGCAGUAAUGAUGUUGAAAAGAAAUAAAGCAAAUGUUGUAAAUAAUACUGAAGUAGCUGAAGUUAAACAAACUCCGACACCAUCGCCAAAACCAACGCCUUCACAAACAACACCUUCAAUGACUCCUGAACCUAUGGAAUUACAAACUCCUGUUCAAAAGUCAACUCCAAAACCGACUCCAACAUUUAAACCAGAAAAAACCAGAAUUUUCGAAAAAGUGACACCAACUAUUAAAGUUAUUUUAUUACUAGAUUUAUUUACAAAUUAUAAGAUAAUAUCAUUAACCGAAUAUAUUUUUAAUAUAAAUAAAAAACUUUUUUUAUACAAAAAAUUACAAUCAAUCGAUAAAUAUUAUAAAACAUUUAUUCCAAAAAGAUUAAGUAAUAGGUGGGAUCCUGCAUAUAAUAUAAUUUUAUGUCAUAAAGUUUACAAAUUUUAG